Pelagomonas calceolata is the source of this 813-nucleotide messenger RNA. The record is from the annotation of a GenBank genome assembly. Lineage: Eukaryota; Pelagophyceae; Pelagomonadales; Pelagomonadaceae.
GCCGCCCAUUUAAGCGCAAGCGGACGGCCUCCGCCGGACGCCAGUCGACGCGACUCGACUCGUUCGGAGGCGCAGCGUUGCAGAUCGACAGGUGCGGCAGCUCCCUGGUUGCUGGGGGCAGCCUACAUCAAACUCUGCAGCAGCAUGCAGCCGCUCGCCGCCAGCACGCCGCUCGCAUACCAAGAAGACAACCCGAAGCCGGAGGACAGCGCGGCGUACGCGCGCUACCAUAAAUACAAGGGCGCGCAGACGUUCGAGGCCUUCCUGCAGAGCGGCGGCACGCUCCGGGACUUGCGCAAGGACAAAAAGAACGGCUACGUCGCGGUCGAUGCGAACAUGGACGGGGCGGAGGCGCUCGUGAAGAAACUCACGGCGCCGAAGUCGCUCGUGCCCCGCUGGCGCGCGAUGAAGCGGAUCCAGAACGACCUCGCGGCUUUUGACACCGGAGUGGACCCCGGCGGCGAGUACGUCCAGCCGAAGCCGAGCUUCAUGGACCCCAUCGGCGACGUGCCCCGGCGGGCGCCGCUCUUCCAUUCGACCCGGCGACGGCGGCCGCCGCCCGCCGAGCUGCUGCGGCACCGUGCGCUCGUCCGGACCGCGCUGUCCACGCCCGGCUUCGAUGGCGCCGACAAAAUCGCGAAGGCGGGCAACGGCGGCCAGAAGCUGUGCUGGCCCGCGAUGCCGCUCGAGUCGACGUACCGCCUGCGCGCGCCGCCGACGCCUGCGCAGGUGGAGGCCAUGCGCCUGCGCGAGACGGAGCCGCUGGUCAUGGAGCCCUGGCGGCCGGCCGGGGCGGGGCUGCGGGCGGUUUAA